This is a messenger RNA of Nylanderia fulva, 3096 nucleotides long. RefSeq names its product U6 small nuclear RNA (adenine-(43)-N(6))-methyltransferase. Gene Ontology annotation, biological process: rRNA base methylation. Gene Ontology annotation, molecular function: 23S rRNA (adenine(1618)-N(6))-methyltransferase activity. The record is from RefSeq and is a predicted model, not a curated record. NCBI's taxonomy places the organism in Eukaryota, Metazoa, Arthropoda, Insecta, Hymenoptera, Formicidae. Gene Ontology annotation, cellular component: nucleus.
AUCUCACACAUUCUUUUCUCGUCCCAAUAAUAAUUCUUCCCAUUCACGUCUACGUACCUGGUGCGUCGAGCUCCCUCCGGGACCCGGGCUCACUCCGUCGUCGGCGGCGUCUCGCAACUCAUUGCCGGGGCUUCGCGUGUCUCGGGAGCGCCGUUCGAUCGUCGAGUGCGCGCACGUGCGUCCUCCCUCGCGACGAGCGAACGACGCGCGCCGGAUGGCGGCAUCCUCGCGCGCAGUCACCCUCGUCGCCGCGGAAACGAUCGUCAUCUCGAGCGACCGCGCUCCGGGAUCUCUUCUUCGGGGAAUCGAAGGUAUGCAUACUCAACGUACAUAUAUAUGCAUACAUUCAGGAUUGAAGGAUGAUUAAGUUGAACACAAACAUUCAUCCGAGUUUAUCGGAAAUAGUAAUAGAAACAUUGCGACGCAGAAAUAUAAUUACAAUCGUGGAUUUUGUCACGACAGAUCCAAUUAAAUUGGCAAUCUUUAUCGAUCUUUCACAUAUGGAGAUAUUGCAAAUUAAGAAACACAUAUUAAAGAAUCAUGGUGGCAUCAAGAGGAAUGCGAUUGAAAUCUUUAAAAUAGAACGCAGAUAUAUUUCGACCAAUAUAAAAUGUUUGGACGAAUUACUGAAAGGUGGUCUGUAUCCUGGACAGUUGUGCGAACUAUGUGGACCAUCAUCUUCCGGAAAGACACAAUUAUGUUUGACAAUAGCCACUAUUGCUGCUAUUCGAUCAGACAUCACUGUAUGGUACUUGGACACGAAAAGAGAUUUUUCCAGACUUCGAUACGAAGAGAUUCUAAAGGCAAGAAACUGUAGGCAAGAGGUUAUAGAAGACACAUUGCGACGUACAAAAGUCUGUUAUAUAAGUUCAUUCUGUGAAUUAAUACGAGUUUUGCGCGAAUUAGUAACUAUCUUUAAAACGGAGCAAAAUAAUAUGUCGCUCGAAGGAAGAAGAAAUUAUCUCGUAAUUAUUGAUUCUUUACCAGCAGUUAUCUUUAAGAUAACGCGAGAAGCGCAACAGCGUGAUCUUGAAACGACUUAUGAGCUCGACGAUUUGGCCGAGGCGUGUCGAUUUCUCACGAGAGAAUGCCAGGCAAUUGUGAUCACGGUGAACUCAGUUACUCAAUGGAAUUCCUCCGAUCAAAUAAACCCUGGCACUAUAACACCAGCAUUAGGAAAAUACUGGGCAAGAGUACCAGUCACGAGAUUACUGGUAAGGAGACAACACGGUGAAACUCGAAAAAUUACUGUUUGGAAAGAUCUAAGAUUAGAGAAGUUAUCUUGCAUACUCUUUUCGAUUGAUAUCAGAAUGAACGUGAAGAGAUAUAUUCAUCCGAGGAAUAAAUACAAGAAACCGCCCGAUUACAAGCAACUCGCGCUCUUGUAUCCGGAGUUUCGCGAAAUUGCGAUCAUGGACAUUACGGGAAAAGUCAGAAUUGAUUUUCAAAAUAAGAAGAGUCUGUGUGUACUUACAGAAACACUUUUGAAGCACGAUUUUGAUCUACAUGUGAGCAUUCCACCAAAUAAUCUGAAUCCAGCAAUCACUCUGCGCAUGAAUUAUGUUUUAUGGAUAGAAGAUUUGAUGAGGCACUUCAAACUGGAAAUGGAUCAGAUCACUGGAAUUGACAUCGGGACAGGGGCAAUUUGUAUAUAUGCUCUGUUGCUGGCAAAAGUCUAUAGAUGUCACGUAAUUGGCACAGAAGUGGAUAAGAAAAGCGCAAGGCAUGCAGAGAACUGCGUAACAAGAAACAACUUGCAAAAUUUAAUUAAAGUAGUUACAGUAAAUUCCGAUAGAAUUUUUAAGGACGCGAUAGAAGAUGAUAAAAUUUACGACUUUUCGAUGUGCAACCCGCCAUUUUUCGAGAGCGAUGGCGAUGAUGAAAAAAUCGCGAAAGUUUUGCCGCCGAGAAAUGCGCCUAGUGGAAAUGAUAGCGAAUUGAAAACCAUGGGUGGUGAAAUAGCUUUUGUAACAAAGAUGAUCGAAGAAAGUAUUGAUUUAGGAAAUCAAAUAAAGAUCUACAGUACAAUGAUCGGCAAGAAAAUCGAUCUGUUCAGUCUCAAAAAACUAAUAAGAUCGAAAAAUAUAGAAAACAUAACGUGGACGGAGUUCUGUCAAGGUCACACAACACGAUGGGGUUUGGCUUGGAGCUUCUUACCGAAAAACAUUGUAGAUCUGAGUAGUGCACCUGUAAUCAGAAAAAGUGGAAAAUCCAUCAUACAGUCUUUAAAAAAAGAUUCUAAAACUUCGAUAACAUUUCCUAUUAAUGAUAAAUUUUCUUGUAUGGAGGAUUUAAUCAGUUUUUUGAAAACAACAAUAGAAGAAUUAAAUAUUAGUUUACAAGAACUGUCCAUUCCUGAAGACAGUGUCGACUGUUGGUCGGGUCGAAUAAUUGCUAGAGAGAAAUCGUGGGAACAUGCGCGCAGGAAACGACGUUUAGCGCAACAAGAGAUGAAAUUGAAAAGAGUUAAGGAUGAAGAAUGUAUUGAAACGAAUGUAGAAAAAAUUUCGACAUCUAUCAUAAAAGAACCUAAUGAUAUUGAGCAAGCUAAUAAACAUUCUUUUGAUCAAACGUCAACAGUUAGGGCCAAAAAUGAAGAAAGUUCUCAUAAAAAAGUACUUGAAGGUGUACCUUUGCUUACUUGUAAGCUCUGGAUUGAAACUGAAAGCUCGAAAUACGAAGAGACAAUUGUUCAGGAUGAUGUAUUCAGGAUAUGGAUGAUAUUUGAAAAUGGAAGUGAUGGUUUAAACGCAUUACAGUCAUUACGACAGUAUUUGAUAAACAAAUUGGAUGUAAGAGAAAAGAUUCUUAACAAUUCAUCAAAAUCUGUUAAGAAAAGGAAAGAUAGGAAAACGAAAAAUUCUAACAAAGAUAUCACUAUUCCAUUGGAACAAUUAUAGUAUUGAAUAGCAAAGAUCUGUUUGGAUAAUAAGCAAGACCUGUAGAAAGAUUCGAAAAUGUUUAAAGUAGAAGCUGUUAUACUUAUAAAACGAUUUAUUUCAUGCAACAUGUUAAAGUCUGCUGUAACAGGAUGAUAUAUGUAAAUCAAGUUUGUAACUUUUUUUGUGUAUAAUAUAAUAAACCUUAUGAUUAUUA